GCUGGCUUUAAUCCUAAUCCCUCAUAUAUGCAUGAGAUAUUCACAUAAACCAUAUACCUCACUAGAGCAAAGACCCAUAUGUCUUGGCAUCUGCAAGCACUUAAAGUUCUACAAUUUAAUUGGUUGGGCCUAAAAUCGCGUCCCCCAAUUUCAUAAGGCGCGACGCGUCUGAGUCCCAUUUCUGCAUUUCUGCAUUUCUGCCCCUCUACUCCUUAACUUUUCUAUCGAGGUGAAUUCUUGUGUGCUUGUGAUUGCGAUAAUACCAAUCCCGAUAUAUCUCAACACCGAAACCCACACGCCUUCUUAAUAUCGGCACGGAUCAUAUACCUUCAUAAUGGCGACCCCAAGUGACGCCGGAAUACUCAUGUCUGAUGCUCCAUCCAGGGCUGCGGCAACUCCCAGACCGAGACAGUUUAACAGAGGUUCUUCGGCACGACCUCGAGGGCCUCCCUCCGAAAGUCUAGCCGCCCAUAGUGACGAUGAGGCCGAAGGAUUUGCUGAUGAUCAGAUUCCCGGCCGCUCAAGACAACGAGACCCUGCUACUAUUCCUCGAGUAGAAGAUAGGAUUGGUAUUACCGUCCAAGAGCAUUUUGAAACCUUUAUAGAAGAAUUUAUCGACGACCCUGUAUCAUCCGGUGCGCCAACGUCCAGUGCUGUCACUACAGACAAAUUCUACGUCGCCCAGAUCCAUGGCAUGCGAAUCUACCAACUAUCAACCUUUUACGUCAACUACAAUCACGUUGCUAGCUACCAAAAUGGCGGUCUAGCCAAUGCCAUCAAUACUCAAUACUACCGAUUUCUCCCUUUCCUCACCAAUGCCCUCCACAAUAUGAUCGCCAAGUACGAACCCCAGUACUUCCGCGAGCAUCGACAGGCGACUACUUCUAGUAACCAAACAACAUCAGGCGGAAGUAAUAUUGGCUCUGGAAGCCAAUCCGAGCUGCAGGGCAGCAAGACGGCAAACCAGCAGACGGAUAAACUAUUCGCUAUUGCUUUCUACAACCUCCCCCUUGUCUCCCGAGUUCGUAGUUUACGUGCCAAGAACAUUGGUCAGCUCCUUUCUAUAUCUGGAACCGUCACACGUACCUCUGAGGUCCGACCAGAACUCUCCCUUGCAACUUUUAACUGCGAGACAUGCCGUUCGGUUAUUCCAAAUGUUGAGCAGACGUUCCGGUAUACCGAACCUACACAAUGCCCUAAUAUCCAAUGCGGAAACCGUCUGGCAUGGCAACUCGACAUCCGACAAAGUACUUUUGUCGAUUGGCAAAAGGUCCGCAUUCAAGAGAACAGUUCUGAAAUUCCUACGGGGAGUAUGCCGAGGACGAUGGACGUCAUCCUGCGAGGUGAGAUGGUGGACCGUGCAAAGGCAGGCGAGAAGUGUAUCUUUACUGGUGCAUUAAUUGUGGUGCCCGAUAUAAGUCAGUUAGGACUUCCAGGUGUAAGGCCUACGGUGAUGCGAGAUGACCGCAAUGCGCCGCGCGGCAACGACGUUGGUGGUAAUGGAGUGUCAGGCCUAAAGUCUCUGGGUGUUCGCGACCUAACUUACCGGUUGGCUUUUCUAGCUAAUAUGGUCACCCCUGAUACAUCUACACCUGGCCAGUCUGCUUCUCGUCAAGUUCACGAUAUUAUCAAUUCCUUAACUCAAACCUCCACCGACACGGCCGAAACAGUCGAAGAGGCACAAACAGCUGUGCUAAACUCUAUGACGCCCAGCGAGAUCGACGAGCUCCGUGAGAUGGUCCAUAGUGACCACAUCUACCACCGCCUUGUGCAAUCACUCGCGCCUACGGUAUACGGCCACGAAAUCGUCAAGAAGGGUCUCCUCCUACAGUUGAUGUCUGGUGUCCAUAAGACUACAGCUGAAGGCAUGGCCCUUCGAGGUGAUAUUAACAUCUGUGUUGUGGGUGACCCAUCUACCUCGAAGUCUCAAUUCUUGAAAUAUGUCUGCUCCUUUGCACCGCGUGCAGUCUACACGUCUGGCAAAGCCUCCUCAGCUGCUGGUCUCACAGCUGCGGUAGUCAAAGACGAAGAGACGGGCGAAUUCACUAUCGAGGCUGGUGCUCUCAUGCUGGCUGAUAACGGCAUUUGCUGCAUCGACGAAUUCGACAAGAUGGAUAUAGCAGAUCAAGUUGCUAUCCACGAAGCUAUGGAACAGCAGACGAUCUCCAUCGCCAAAGCCGGUAUCCAAGCUACCCUCAACGCGCGGACAUCUAUUCUUGCCGCCGCAAAUCCGGUUGGUGGACGGUACAACCGUAAGACCACGCUGCGAGCCAACAUCAAUAUGUCAGCACCUAUCAUGUCCCGUUUUGAUCUCUUCUUCGUCAUCCUUGACGAGUGUAAUGAGACAGUGGACCGUCACCUAGCAGAGCAUAUCGUAGGCAUACACGCACUACGCGACAGCGCUAUUGAACCAGAAUUCAGCACCGAGUGCUUACAGCGAUACAUCCGGUUCGCGCGCACCUUCCGGCCUGAGUUCACGCCUGAGGCUAAGGAACGUCUCGUCGAGAAGUACAAGGAGCUACGUGCCGACGAUGCCCAGGGCGGCGUGGGCAAGAACAGCUACCGUAUCACCGUCCGUCAGCUCGAAUCCCUAAUUCGGCUGUCGGAGGCUAUCGCCAAGGCGAAUUGUAUCGAGGAGAUCACGCCUGAGUUUGUAGACGAGGCGGCCAAUCUUCUUCGCCAGAGUAUUAUAUCUGUCGAACACGACGAUGUUGAGAUGGAUGAAGACGAGGAUGAGACACCUGAGGACUCGGCAACGCUUGUUGCUGCCGCGGACCAAGCUACACGUGCUUCUUCAGUCGCGCAGGGCCAGGAUGAGGAGGGUGAUUCUCCCAUGGAUGAUGGCGAGAAUGCGGGUGCGGAUGCACAAGGUAGUAGGGAACCUAGCUCCGCAGCACCGGCAAAGAAGAAGACGGCGAUUACGUAUGAGAAGUAUAUCAACAUGGUGAAUAUCAUCGUGUCGCGAGUGAACGAAGACGAAGCGUCAGGAUCUGGAGAGGGCGUGGAUGGUGAAGCGCUGGUGGAGUGGUACCUCGAGCAGAAGGAGGAUGAGCUAGAGGGUGAGGAAGAUUAUCAUCGAGAGAAGGAUGUUGCGAAGAUGGUGCUGAAGAAGAUGGUCAAGGUAAGUUUUUCUAUUUUUUCGCAAUACUCACGGUCACUAGACUUUUUUUGUGGUUAUGUUACUUGACUCGAUGCUAACGGAAGCAAAUAGGACAACAUUCUGAUGGCGGUA
Molecule: messenger RNA, 3232 nt
Organism: Daldinia decipiens
Lineage: Eukaryota; Fungi; Ascomycota; Sordariomycetes; Xylariales; Hypoxylaceae
Product: MCM-domain-containing protein
Exons: 2
Coding region: 335-3187 (950 amino acids)
Biological process (GO): DNA replication initiation; mitotic DNA replication; double-strand break repair via break-induced replication
Cellular component (GO): MCM complex; nucleus
Molecular function (GO): single-stranded DNA binding; single-stranded 3'-5' DNA helicase activity; ATP binding
Source: RefSeq, a predicted model, not a curated record